Messenger RNA from Adineta ricciae, 558 nucleotides. NCBI's taxonomy places the organism in Eukaryota, Metazoa, Rotifera, Eurotatoria, Adinetida, Adinetidae. The record is from the annotation of a GenBank genome assembly.
AUGUUUUGCCUAUUGCAAACGAAUUUCAUUCUAUUUCAUGCGUUCCAACUGAUCAGUGAAUUCAGUGUAAAUGCUCAAUCGACGAUUGGCACUACUUCUAACCAGCCCAUCUCUAAUUCAACUUUAAUAUCCUCUAUAAACACCAUCAAUCAAACAUACUCACCAACAUUCCUAUCCUCUCAAUCAAAUAGCAAUCCAAUUGGGAUAACAUCCGUCUAUUCCAGUAUUAUUCUAUCAACACUUUUCCCAUUUACUUCAGCAUCACCGGCGAGUAUCAGCAGUAAAACGAUUCUUUCCACAACUGCCACGUCUUGGUCAACAAAUACCAAUCAUAUUAGCAGUUUUACUAGGCAAUCGCUUCAUGUAACAUCGCAUGCUGAUCGGUUCUCGUCCGUCAUCUAUACACGUCGUCCGCGACCAACAUCAACUGCUGUUCAUUCGAUUACAACUCAACAAACAUUUAAUACGACUUUCAAAAAUUGUGCCUGCAAAGAUGAACAAUACAUAAUCUUAUGCAUUCUUGUUCAUUUUCUUUUAUUCAUUUAUCCCUUCCAUUAA